AUGGAAACCCAGGACGAUAGCAUCGACCUUGCAAAGUUGCAACGCGACGCGUUGGGGCUAGAGCACGAUCCGUACCUUUCCAGAUCUACACAAAAAGGUAACGAGCCGAAUCACACUCUUUGUUACACAUCCCACAAAGUCAACGGUGCUUCCAAUGGUGACGGAGUGUGCAACGGCCAACAGUUACCUCCGAAAACACCAUCAAACCCAGCGAGCCUUGUGCACCAAUACCGACCCUCUUUGUAUCGACCUCGUCAGCAUGAACCACGCACAAUGAUGUUCAAUAAAAGUGGCAAUGAACCGGGCAUCGUACCAGGAUCGCAAUUCGGCAACAUGAGCUCCGCUCCUGGGGAUACCCAGGUCAUCUCUCAGUCAGUGUACGACAAGAUUAUCAGACAAAAUGGGGAGUCCAUGCAACAAGAUUAUACACAAACGGGAGCCGAUGGAGCGACAUUGAGAACACUGUAUGAGGGGGACAGUGGCCAUAUCGACCUGCUUUCCGAACUGGACACCGUGCACCACGGAACGAACCUCUCCCAAGAUGACGAUGACAACGACGACGGGAGCAAUUCCGAUCCGAACGAGUCUUCUCCAAUGGCUUAUGCACCCGAUUUAUUCCCCGAAUCGCAACGAUUCCUAGCAGAAACACCCGGAACAGUGGUGAAAAAAAAUGAGGCGGGUGGGACAGCAGAGACCCCGAGCAUCUCGCGGAAUCCCCUGGCUAGUGGCAUCGAGUCAAGUGGUGGGCUUCUUGGGCUGAGCCAGGUUUUCGGAGCUACCCAGGCCCCGUCGUCUCCCAUUGUCCACGGCCUGCAGACGGAGCUUGUAUCGGAUCGCCCGUCGCCCAAUAUCCCAAUUCAAUCCGCUCGUGUUGUCAAUGGUAUCUCGUCGCCUUUGAUGGGCUUGCCGGUUCAGUUCACGAGAGACUCAUCCGAACCGAAUAUGAACUAUAUAUCGAUGAAGGAAUCGCAGAAAAGGCGCGAUAAGACUUUGGGGGAGAGGUUGACUCGGUCGGCCGACAAUAUCCAGUCGGACCAGAGUGACAAGGAAUUCUAUAAAGAGUCGAGCUUUAUAGAACGUGCACGACGACAGCGAGAGAUUGACGAGGAAGCUGCGGCUCAAUUCGCCGGGUUGAGUGCUCCUGCCAGAUCUACAUCCAAUCUCUCCGCCAGACUACGGACUCCCUCCGAGCAGCCCGGUGAACAACAAGACCAGGAAAUGAUAGAAGCUGUUGCCAGCGAGGAAGAAACCGAACAAGAGGAAGAUAUGCAAGUGCCCAGGUCACAAGAGCCUCCUCAAUCUUCAGCCGAAGAAGAUAAAGAGAACUACGAGGGGCCUCCAAUGGAUACUGCUGCUGCCGCCGCCGCCGCUGCCAGUGCCCACGAUCGACUAUCUCAGGUACUUGGGUUUGAGCCGAUUCUCUCCCCAUCUCGCAUGCGAGUAGACGAGCAACCGGAUGAUGGCAUAGCUCAUGGAGGCUCUGGUAGUCAGCCGAACGGUGCUACAAGUUCUUCCCAGGCCAUGGUGAAAGACUCUCAACCAUCACCUCAGUCAUCGGCAAAGCUCAUAGAACCCGAAAUUACUAGGAAAAUUACUCAUCGGUCGCCUUCGCGUUCGCAUAUGAAUUCUCCUACUCGAGACCUUCCCUCCUCUCCCUGCUCGCGACCACAAUCAAGACAUUCGAACAGCCAUACUCAGAGAAAUGGCUCCGUAUCAAAUGAAUAUGCCAUCCAACAUGUUCAGACUACUGCUCUUAACGAGAAUAUACCAACAUACUCUAGCAACCCCUCGGAGCAGCAACAUCUAAACUCAUCGCAUUCCAGGGUGGAAGCGGGAACUUCGGGCAACUCAUCAUCGAUGCCAUCCCGUGUGGCUGAGACACCUAUGAAUCAACGUCUUAAGCAUCUCGGUGACAUGGCUCGAUUGACGAGUAUCCCAGAAACAAGUCCCAGUCACUCCCAGUGCAAUUCCGUGGCUGGGUCCAAUGGUGAUGGACUCAAUAAUGAAGACGACGAUCUUCCACCUAUGUUGUUCAAUGAAGUCCCCAGUAUUCGAAAUAAUCAUAUCCGCCCAGCCGGGGCAAGGGCACUCUCUUCGCCUCUCAAAAAGCUGUUGUCCAGUCCGGGCGGAGGCCAACGCAGGGCUUUGACAGAAAUUGCGGGAGAUCUUUCCCCGCAGGUCGGGGCUGGAGGAUUUGAUAUGGGUAUUGGAAUUUUCACUGCUGAGGAUCGAGAAUUCAAAGCCCUGAUCGAUGGAUCGCCGACUCGACCGAAGAAAAAACGGCGUGGCAACGAUGGCUCGAGUUACAUUGCCUCCGACCCUAUCAUACCUUUCACCCCUCGCACACAGCCCCCAAAAUCCGUUGCACCUAUUCGAGCAACACAAGAACGACCGGCUCCCAUUCCUGAAGUUCCAGAUUCGGAUGAUGUGCCUUUAGUGCAACUCCCCGAAAAAGCCGUACGAAGGCAAUCAAAGCCCCCGCGACGAGCCCCUGAGAAUGUUUGGGAAAUCGAGAGAUCGCCUGAGCAGCCCUUCCGCCAGAGAUCAAGAAUUGGCAAGACUUCUACCUCGAUGUCUACGCAAGGGAAGUAUGUCUCAGAAAAGAGAUCAGUACCCCCACCAAAGGUUGUCGUUCAUAGUCGACCACCACCUCCAUCGUCAGAGCUCACUGAGGUUUCAUCAACAAUUGCCUCGGAUGAUAUAAUUGAGUCAGAGGCGUACAGUGUCGAUGACUCGCCGACUACGCCUCGACCAUCUCACACCUUAUCGGAAAACACCGUGGUCGCUCCAAGUCAGGUUCUUUCUGUCUGGAUGGGUCAGAAACGCGCAUACUAUCCAGCGACAUGCUUUGGGACACCGCUAGGUGUAUCACAGGUUAAAUACUCUGUGAGGUUUGAGGACAGUCUUCCUAUUGAGGUACCGAAGGGUGCCGUUAAGAGAUUUGAGCUUCGCGUCGGAGACGCUGUCAAGAUCGAGAUGGAUAAUAUUCCAAAGGUCACUCAUGUCGUUCGGGGAUUCGACGACAAGCUUACUAAAGAAGAGUUGGCUAAAGCCGCUGACGAUGGCCUCUAUCCUAUAACCGACAUUUACGGUCAUACCACUAUCAUAGUCGGUCCCAAGCAACGCAAAAGUCUGCCAAAUGGAGGGAUGGGCAACGGCGAGAAUGUGAUUAAAGUACCUAUAUCUCGUGUCUAUCUUGAUACUAUCCUGUGGAAUCAACUGAAAGAUCGCGCGUUCACAUAUCGCCCGGCGCCUGUUCAACAAGAGAGCAUGGUCCAUACCCCAUCCGAAAGGUCAUCCGCGCCUGCUUCACCCAGUUGUCGCUUGUCCCGCAGCCUUCACCAAGGUAGCGGAAUCUUUGCUGGUAUGGUGUUUGCCGUAUCUUACAGGGAGGAUGAAGCAUCCAAAAAUCGUGUGACCAGGUUAAUCGUCGACAAUGGCGGCACUGUAUUACAUGAUGGAUUUACUGAGUUAUUCGAGCCUUCAACAAUUGUUUCUGUUGAUACUCCCAUCAAAGGUGGAGCCAAGGAUGCAGGUAUCAAUAGCAAGGGUCUCCGACUUACAGCUCUUGCUGAGGAAGUCGGCUUUGCUUGUUUAAUUGCCGAUACCUAUUCUCGGCGAGAAAAAUACAUGCAAGCACUGGCAUUGAACCUCCCAUGCCUGUCCGGGCGGUGGGUAGAGGACUGCAUCGCCCAAGGUCGCGUCCUUGACUGGGAUAUCUACCUCCUCCCAGCCGGCGACUCAAUGUACCUCAAUGGAGCGACAAAAUCUAGAGUCAUGGCUCCCAACCCUCCAUCCACAGCCCGCCUCACCGAAACCAUCUCCGCACGAAAAAAGUUGCUCGCAGGGCAAUCGGUGCUCGUUGUCAUGGGCCGUGGGAAGGUCGAGGAAAAGAGGAAAGCCUACAUCUUCCUGACUUACGCCCUAGGGGCUUCCCGGGUUGAGCGUGUUCCUGAUCUCGGCACGGCCAGCGCAUUAAUAGACUCGCAGUCUGAUGCCGGUCUGUCGACGGACUGGGACUGGAUCUAUGUUGACGAUGCAGAUCAAGCUGCUGCAAAGUCGAUGUUGACACCCAAACCGCAGACGCCGAGAAUUCACUUGUUCCAUGGGAAGAAGCGUAAGAGGUCGAUUGCAUCGUCCACUCCUACACCCCCUAAUGAGCCAAAAUGUACCGCGAGGGUUGUCGGUAAUGAGUUUGUUUGCCAAAGUUUGAUUUUAGGUCGCUUGUUUGAGGAGUGA
Penicillium roqueforti is the source of this 4239-nucleotide messenger RNA. Its product is annotated as chromatin-binding protein RAD9. The record is from RefSeq and is a predicted model, not a curated record. The transcript has 2 exons. Gene Ontology annotation, molecular function: histone binding. Bases 1 to 4239 code for a protein of 1412 amino acids. Gene Ontology annotation, cellular component: nucleus. Gene Ontology annotation, biological process: DNA damage checkpoint signaling; positive regulation of transcription by RNA polymerase II. Lineage: Eukaryota; Fungi; Ascomycota; Eurotiomycetes; Eurotiales; Aspergillaceae.